AGUCGGCGGUACAAAAUGGCGGCGGCGGCGGCGACGGUCGCGGCUGGGGCUCCCGGGCCGGCGGCCCCCGCGGCAGCGGCCUGCACCCCGGGCUCGGGGAGCGCAGGUCCCGGGGCGCAGGGGAUGCUGAUCGGGGACCGGCUGUAUUCCGGGGUGCUCAUCACCUUGGAGAACUGCCUCCUGCCCGACGACAAGCUCCGCUUCACGCCGUCCAUGUCUAGCGGCCUCGACACCGACACGGAGACCGACCUCCGCGUGGUGGGCUGCGAGCUCAUCCAGGCGGCCGGCAUCCUGCUCCGCCUGCCGCAGGUGGCCAUGGCUACCGGGCAGGUGCUGUUCCAGCGGUUCUUCUACACCAAGUCUUUUGUGAAGCAUUCCAUGGAGCACGUGUCAAUGGCUUGUGUUCACCUGGCCUCCAAGAUAGAGGAGGCCCCGAGACGGAUACGGGAUGUCAUCAACGUUUUUCAUCGCCUUCGGCAUCUGAGAGAGAAAAAGAAACCUGUGCCUCUACUGUUGGAUCAAGAUUAUGUUAAUUUAAAGAAUCAGAUUAUAAAAGCAGAAAGACGAGUUCUCAAAGAGCUGGGUUUCUGUGUCCACGUGAAGCACCCUCACAAGAUAAUCGUUAUGUACCUUCAGGUGUUAGAGUGUGAGCGUAACCAGCACCUGGUCCAGACCUCAUGGAAUUACAUGAAUGACAGCCUACGCACAGAUGUGUUCGUGAGGUUCCAGCCUGAGAGCAUUGCCUGUGCUUGCAUUUAUCUUGCUGCCCGGACACUGGAGAUCCCUUUGCCCAAUCGUCCCCAUUGGUUUCUUUUGUUUGGAGCAACUGAAGAAGAAAUUCAAGAAAUCUGCUUAAAAAUCCUUCAGCUUUAUACUCGGAAAAAGGUUGAUCUGACACACCUUGAAAGUGAAGUAGAGAAGAGAAGGCAUGCCAUUGAAGAGGCCAAGGCACAAGCUAGAGGCCUGCUGCCUACUAGCACCCAGGCUCUGGACAAUGCUUCAGGGUUCUCACCUGCCCCCAAGCUCGCAGAAUCCCCCAAAGAAGGGAAAGGAAACAAAGCUUCCCCGCUCUCUGUGAGAAACGCCAAGAGGAAAACGGAUGGCGUGAAGAAGAUCAAGGCUGACAGCCCAGUAAAUGGCUUGCCAAAGGGGCGAGGGAGUCGAAGUCGGAGCGGCAGUCGUGAGCAGAGCUACUCAAGGUCCCCAUCACGAUCUGCUUCUCCUAAGAGGAGAAAAAGUGACAGUGGCUCCACGUCUGGUGGGUCCAAGUCUCAGAGCCGCUCACGGAGCAGGAGUGACUCCCCACCGAGACAGGCACACAGAGGUGCUCCGUACAAGGGCUCCAAGGUGAGGAGCUACCGGAAGUCUAAGGACUGCAAGUACCCCACCCAGAAACCACACAAAUCCCGGAGCCGGAGCUCCUCUCGCUCUCGAAGCCGCUCACGGGAGCGGGCAGAUAAUUCUGGGAAAUAUAAGAAAAAAAGUCAUUACUAUAGAGAUCAGCGAAGGGAGCGUUCUCGGUCUUACGAGCGAACAGGUCAUCGCUACGAGCGGGAUCACCCUGGUCACAGCAGGCAUCGGAGGUGAGGUGCUGGGCUCCCAGAGCGCUGCCCUCUGAUCCUUGGUGUGCACACCAGGCAGGGCAUGACUGCCUUGUGGUGUGUGACUCUUUUUGGAAAUGGCUGUUAACUCUGGACCUCGUGAUUUUGGAGAUGGAAUCAAGAGGCCGGCGAGGUGCCCUUUAGGCCGGCCUGGGCACGGUACACACCGGUGCCAGCACAGGGCCCACCUCAGCAGCCAGCCCUGUGGCAGCUGGAUGUGGAAGCGGACACGUACAUCCUAGUGGUGUGGCUUGGUGCUAAUGACAGGCUGUGUCUUUACUCCCAUACCAAUACUCAAUUACGUUAAACCAAGAAAAUGACUUUUAGAACCUUUGCCUAUAUUAGGUUGUACUUCUGUACAUAUUUUGCAGUGUUUCACGAUGAGAAAAUGGCCUUAAUAGCCCCUUAUUCUCUAUCCGCCCUGUAAAUAAACAUGUGUUUAAUACAAGUUAAAGCUAUAUAUGAAAACUCAGAACUUGAAUUCUGUCAGCUUAAAACUUGUGUAGAGAAUUCUGAUUUUUAAAAUGUGAAGGUAUUUAGAUCUGUGUUGAAAGUCGUAUAUUUUUAUCUGUGCGAUGCUGUGUGCAGGCCACCAGCUCCCAAAUAGAGGUUUCCUAUAUAUGCAUUUUACGUGAUUAAAUAAACACAAUUCUCUCUACUCAGGACAUUC
Molecule: messenger RNA, 2271 nt
Organism: Canis lupus familiaris (dog)
Lineage: Eukaryota; Metazoa; Chordata; Mammalia; Carnivora; Canidae
Gene: CCNL2
Product: cyclin L2
Biological process (GO): regulation of transcription by RNA polymerase II
Cellular component (GO): nucleus
Molecular function (GO): cyclin-dependent protein serine/threonine kinase regulator activity
Source: RefSeq, a predicted model, not a curated record